AUGUUCAUAUUGCGCGUCGAAAGGAACUGGCGUCUUAUUGCGCGCCAGAUGCAGAGACUCCUCAAACAGAUGAAGGAUAUGGCCGAAAGGCAAAACGCAGACUUCCACAACAUCCUUGAAGGCUUGGGCAUCGACCUGGAUUUUAUCAUUGAUCUGAGUAUUCUUGCUCCAUUAUCUGAUACCGCGGAGGGCGAAUUGCGCUGGCCAAAAGAAUGGGUUCAACCCAAAGGCACAUUCGACGCCAACUUGGACAUGCUCAAAAGUUGGGUCCUUGACUGUCACUCAAGGCCGGACGAAAAGGAGGAGGAGGAGACUCCAUGCCUGGUUAAGGGCCAGGGCUGUUUGUUUACGCCACCUCGUCUAACUGAGAGACAAAAACGAGGAAUCUUUAAGCGUCCAUGA
Fusarium verticillioides 7600 is the source of this 402-nucleotide messenger RNA. RefSeq lists its product as hypothetical. The coding region runs from base 1 to 402 and encodes 133 amino acids. The transcript has a single exon. The record is from RefSeq and is a predicted model, not a curated record. Lineage: Eukaryota; Fungi; Ascomycota; Sordariomycetes; Hypocreales; Nectriaceae.